AUUUGCAAUGAUCAUUCCUGCUGUCCCCCUUCGCAAUGGCUUGUGUUGUGUGCCUUCAACGGGAGAUUGUGUGGGCGCGGCUGACGACAUUGUAGACAAAUUUAGUUUGUGCGAUGACGUUGUGCUGUAUGACCUGGAGUGUGGCCGAAACAGGGAUGUCGUCCUGACACUGUUAGAGAAAAGAAAAUUCAGAGUUUAUGUGGGUCAUUUGAACAAGACUGACGCUGUUGCUUUUCUUGAUGCUGGAGUGUCACAGCUGAUCAUUGACGACCAGAAUGCAGUUGAACUUUUGUCUCACAUUCCUCCUAAUCGAGUCAUCAUACAGUUUCAUGUGACGCAUGACAUGCUGCAAGCAACAAAUUGGGCUACCGACUUGUCUACUUCUCUCACACAACUUACUGAUUCUGUAGCUUGUGUUGUUCUCAAGUUUCCGUGGGACGACUCGAUCAAACCUCCCGUUGCCGAGCUACAGAAUGUUAUUGUACCAGCUCUCAAACAAAUAGGUUGUGGCUUAACUAUUCAUUGUCCACUUUCUCUGUGCCAAGAUGUGGCUGUUCUUCAUGCUAUCGGUGUUGACAUUCAGGUAGACUCUGCAUUAUUAUCCAACCGUAUUGAUCUCUGUGAUGCGAUCGCAGCUCCACUAACAAGUGACAGACCAGAUGGAUACUUUCCAACUAUUGUGACUGAUGAACAUGGGAUCGCUCUUGGACUUGUGUAUUCUAGCCGAGAAAGCAUACGUGAGGCUGUGAGAACAAAACGAGGAGUUUACCAGUCAAGGAAACGAGGUUUGUGGUACAAAGGAGAGACUACUGGUGACACUCAGGAAUUGCGUCGUAUACAGAUUGAUUGCGAUGCAGAUUGUUUGAGGUUUGUUGUACAUCAACACGGACAUGGAUUCUGUCAUCUUUCUCAGAGAAGCUGUUUUGGGUCUGAUGCUGGGAUCCCUGCACUCAUGAGAACUUUGGAGUCAAGAAAAAGGAAAGCACCUGAAGGAUCUUACACACAGAAAUUGUUUAACGAUGACAGCUUGUUGUGUUCUAAAUUACUGGAAGAGGCUGGUGAAUUGACAGAGGCAGAGAAAACUGAGGACGUUGCAUGGGAGGCAGCUGAUGUUAUCUACUUUACAUUAGUAAAGUGUGCUAAGGCAGGAGUUAAACUCAGCGAUGUUGAAAAAAUAUUAGAUCAUCGAGCCUUGAAAGUGAAACGACGGAAAGGUGAUGCAAAAACGCCGCUGAUCGCUAGGACUGUAGAGAAGGGUGACAUCCAGAAAAACAACAUUUCUACUGAAAAAACAUUCUCGAUUUCUGUUGAGGAAUGUGAUGAGAUUUCGUUGCGAUGUUACGCUAUUGAAUCUCUCACUGAAAGAGAUCGUCUACGUCUUUGUUGUCGACCGGCACAAUCAUCUCCUGAAGCUGUAUUUGACUUAGUGAAUCCAAUCCUUGAAAACGUGAAGAGACGAGGCGACAAGGCUCUCCUGGAAUUAACAGAGAAGUUCGACAAAGUCACACUCACAUCACCAGUUCUCACAUCACAACAAGUAAGUGAAAUGGUUGUUGAGUUGUCGGAUGAGGUGAGAAGUGCGAUCGACUUGGCAUGGGACAACGUGUACAAAUUUCAUUAUGCUCAGUUGCAGAACACUCCACUGGAAGUUGAGACAGCCCCGGGAGUGAUUUGCUCUCGUCAUGUCAGACCAAUUGAAAAGGUUGGUCUCUAUAUUCCAGGAGGAACGGCCAUUCUUCCAUCGACUGCAGUCAUGUUAGGAGUUCCUGCAAAAGUUGCUGGAUGCAAAGAAAUUGUGUUGGCUACCCCUCCUAUGUCUGAUGGCUCCAUAUCUAAAGAAAUUCUUUAUAUUGCUCAGAAAAUUGGAAUCUCAUUAAUAUUACUGGCUGGAGGAGCGCAAGCAAUAGCAGCACUUGCAUAUGGAACGGACUCUGUUCCAAAAGUUGAUAAGAUUUGUGGUCCUGGAAAUCAGUUUGUGACUGCAGCCAAACUUCUUGUGCAAAAUGACAUGAUGCAUCCUGUUAGUAUCGACAUGCCAGCUGGACCAUCAGAAGUCAUGGUGAUUGCUGAUGGUAGUGCUAAUCCUGUGUUUGUUGCUGCUGAUCUCUUAUCUCAAGCUGAACACGGACCAGACAGUCAGGUUGUGUUGGUAGCUCUUAGUCUGUCUGACAAGCAACUGGCAAUGAUAGUUGAUCAAAUAUAUCAACAGCUUAAUGCUUUACCUCGUCGAAAUGUUGCAAGCACAUCAAUAGGAAAGAGCUUCAUUGUAAAGGUCAACAGUAGGAAAGACGCCCUUUUGUUCUCUAAUAUGUAUGCACCAGAGCAUCUCAUCAUCAACACCACAGAUGCUGCUUCUUGGCUCGACGAAGUGAAUCAUGCAGGGUCUGUCUUUAUUGGUCAGUAUUCACCAGAAAGCUGUGGUGACUACGCAUCUGGAACGAACCACACACUGCCUACGUACGGCUACGCCCGCAUGUACAGUGGAGUAUCAACAACAACAUUCCAGAAACACAUCACAGCCCAGCAGCUCACUGCCGAGGGUAUCCAAUCAAUAGGAGACGCAGUCGCAACUCUAGCCGCCGUAGAGGGACUCGACGCUCACAGAAACGCCGUCCUACUCAGACAAGGGAAGAUACCAGAACAAUAAGUGACGUGUAGACAUGGCUAUCACAUCAUUCAUAUUCCU
Molecule: messenger RNA, 2686 nt
Organism: Corticium candelabrum
Lineage: Eukaryota; Metazoa; Porifera; Homoscleromorpha; Homosclerophorida; Plakinidae
Exons: 29
Coding region: 8-2647 (879 amino acids)
Biological process (GO): L-histidine biosynthetic process
Cellular component (GO): cytoplasm; cytosol
Molecular function (GO): metal ion binding; phosphoribosyl-AMP cyclohydrolase activity; phosphoribosyl-ATP diphosphatase activity
Source: RefSeq, a predicted model, not a curated record